Apiotrichum porosum is the source of this 13836-nucleotide messenger RNA. RefSeq lists its product as uncharacterized. The record is from RefSeq and is a predicted model, not a curated record. Gene Ontology annotation, molecular function: ATP hydrolysis activity; minus-end-directed microtubule motor activity; dynein light intermediate chain binding. The coding region runs from base 1 to 13836 and encodes 4611 amino acids. Gene Ontology annotation, biological process: microtubule-based movement. Gene Ontology annotation, cellular component: dynein complex. NCBI's taxonomy places the organism in Eukaryota, Fungi, Basidiomycota, Tremellomycetes, Trichosporonales, Trichosporonaceae. The transcript has 9 exons.
AUGGCCUCUCCUUCGCAUGACGAAGGCGAGGCCUUUGCCACCGCACACAGCGGUGCGCUCACCUUUGACGUCUCCGUGUUCCGGACCUACCUGGCCUCCCUCCUCCCACCAGUAAUGGCUGCUACGCGUCAGGAGCUCGAGCACGGGCUCUUUGACGACCCCAACUUUGACGAAAAGGCCCAGCGCUUUGCGUUCGACGCCGGCUGUCAGGUCGUCUAUGUCACCAAGGAGCGUUACCUGGACGUCGAUGAAGAAGACCAACCCAUUUCUCGUAUCGCGUACCAGCUCCAUCUCCCCCCUACACCUCCUCACAGUGCGAAUGUUCUCUCGACACUCGCUCUCAUCAAGACGUCCCCGACGCUCGACUCGAUGUUGCCCCUUGGCGCCCAGCUGCACUUUAUGCAGCUCUCAUCAUCCGCUGCGCCCUUGCUUGUCGCCGACAGCGGCUUGGCCUCUGGCCCGCCUACCGUCAUCUCUACCCCGACCUCCUCGCAGGCGACGCCGUAUGACGGCCUCCACUCACUUGUCCACUGGGGUGUUGCUCCGUGGUUCGACUCGUAUGUCGCGUCCAAGGGAAACCUCACGGACGGAACGACGGCUCCCAAGGGAAAGAAGGGACAGGACGCCCAGAUGGGUGUUCCCGUCACCAAGAAGAAGUUCGCCGAGCUCGAGCUUUCGCUUCUCCAUCUCAAGCAGAACGUGGAGAUUCCAGAGGUCCACCUGUCCGUGCACCCUGCCAUUCGCAAGGCUGUCGCUCAGUGCCAGGCCAAUGGUCAGCGUCUCUCUGUCGAUGCCGUCGAGCCCGCCUCGCUUCUCGCCGACCCAGCGUUCCUCAACAAGCUCCAGGCAGACGUCAACUCUUGGAUCAAGGAGAUUCAGACCGUCACCAAGCUGUCGCGUGAUGUCUCGUCGGGCACCGCGUCCCAGGAGAUCAACUUCUGGCUCAGCAUGGAGCACGCUCUGGAGGGAAUCGAGGCUCAGCUCAAGGGUGAUGAGGUCACGCUCGCCCUCGACGUUCUCAAGCACGCCAAGCGUUUCCACGCCACCGUCAGCUUCAUCGCUGAUACCGGUAUCAAGGAGGCUGCCGACCUUGUCCACAAGCACAACAUUCUCAUGAAGGACUUUCCCCUUGACGAGCUCCUUGCCGCUACCGACCUUGAGAAGAUUCAGGAAGCAGUCUACCUUAUCUUUGCCCACAUCAACAAAAAGCUCAAGCUGUCUCCCUACCCCAUCCGUGGCAUCCUGCCCCUCGUCGAGGCUAUCUCGUCCGACUUCAAUGACCAGCUCCUCCGCGUCCUCGGCGCUCAGCGUCUCAUGUACAUGGACUACGGCAAGUUUGAGGACGUCAUGAGCGUCACCGCCGAGGUCUUUUCGGCUUGGGACGAGAACAUCAAGGACUUCACCAACGUAGCCCGCGAGGUGAUGCGCAAGCGCCAAGAAAAGUUCAUUUCCAUCAAGAUCAACCCAGCACACGCCAAGCUGCACGAGCGUAUCACCUACCUCCGUGCAUUCCGCCGCUCGCACGACCAGCUCCGCGUCAUGACUAGCUCGACCCGCAACUUUAGCGGUCUUGGCAACGACAUUCCCUUCGACAUUGACAUGGAGGAGGAGGUCCGCAUCGCCUUCGACAGCGUCAAGAACGUCGACGUCCUUGACGUCACCCCCGAGGGUUCGGAGAUCUGGUACACUGCCGAGGUUGCGUACAACGACCGCGUGGCGCGUAUUGAGAACCAGAUCAUCUCGCGCCUCCGCGACAAGCUCGCGACCACCAAGACGGCCCAGGAAAUGUUCCGCGUCUUCUCCAAGUUUAACACGCUCUUCGUCCGCCCAAAGAUCCGCGGUGCCAUCCAAGAGUACCAGACGCGUUUGAUUGAUUCAGUCAAGGAUGACAUUCGCGAGCUGCGUCAAAAGUUCACCGCCAACUACCGCCACUCACAGGCGUAUCACAUGUCGCAGCUCCGUGACCUCCCCUCUGUCUCAAGUGCCAUCAUUUGGGCGCGUCAGAUCGAGCGCCAGCUCCUCACCUACAUGAAACGCGUAGAGGACGUUCUCGGCCGCGGCUGGGAGAGCUAUGCUGAGGGCCAGAAGCUCCAGGUAGAGUCUGCGUCGUUCCGUGCCAAGCUCGACACCAAGCCCCUGUACGACGCCUGGAUUGCCGAGAUUACGCGCCGCGGCAACUUGACCGUCAAUGGCCGUCUGUUUGACAUUAUCCGCUCUCGCGCGACGGCUACCAGUGCCCAGGGCCAGCUGCAGCUCAUCGUGCAGUUUGACCCUCAGGUCGUGGCUCUCUUCAAGGAAGUCCGCGCUCUCAUCUGGCUCGGCUUCCCAGUGCCGCUCACCAUCACCCACCGCGCCAAGGAUGCCAAACGUGUUUACCCGCACGCUGUAUCUCUCAUGGAGUCUGUCCGGAUGUACACCCAGACGCUGGACCUCAUCGACCAGAACCCCGACAUUGCCAUCCUCCUCGCCAGCUACCGCAACCAUGCGCAGCAGAUGAUCGGCCGCGGUAUCAACAUGCAGUGGGACCACCUUGUCAACGCGUAUGAUACCCACCGCUUCCUCCCCGGAUCGGACAGCCGCGAGAGUCGUCACUUCGUUUACGUUCGCGAGUUUGCUAGCGUUGUCUCCCUCUUGCAGGACAAGUCCGCCGCGCUUAUCGACAUUUCCAAGGACAUCUCGCGCAUCGUCGAAGAGCUGGGCACCUGUGACUACCGCGCCGAGGCGUUCUCUGCGCUUCUUGGCCAAGUCCAGAAGACGCUCAACCUUGAGGGCUACAGCAACCUCGACGCCUGGGUGUCCAAGUUGAACGAGCGUAUCGACGUGGUCCUUAGCCGUCGUCUUGAGCAGGCUAUUGGCACGUGGUGCGAAGAGUUUAGCAAGGCCGACGAGGCGCAGGACGGUGACCAAGAGACUACUUCUGCUGAAGAGGCCUCCAAGUCAUCUGAACUCGCCAUCAAGCCUCUCGUCUACGAGGUGCGCAUCCGUAAUCAGGUCAUCUAUCUGGACCCGCCUAUCGAGCUUGCUCGCCAGGAGUGGCUCUCGCAAUUCCAGUCCGCUUUGGGUGUCGUGUGCAACCUCAACUGCAUCCGUAGCUCGCGUUACGAGAUCAGCCUGCAGGUCGACGAGGCUACUGCUGAGGAGACGACGUACAUGAGUCUCCUCACUUCGCGCACAGAGCUUCCCCUCGACAAGCCGCUCUCGCUCAUUGAGCGCAAGGUUCAGACCGUCAGCGCCUAUGUCGACAAGUGGCUCCAGUUCCAGUCGCUCUGGGACCUCGAGGCCGAGUACGUCUACGGCCGUCUUGGUGACUCGCUCGCCGAUUGGGACCAACUCCUCUCGGAUAUUCGCCAAGCCCGCUCGACGUUUGACACCACCGACACGCGCAAGGACUUUGGCGUGUGUAUCAUCGACUACGCCAACGCACAGUCCAAGGUCAACGCCAAGUACGACUCGUGGCAGCGCGAUCUGCUUGCCAAGUACGGCGCCAAGCUGGGUAUGACCAUGAAGGAGGUGUACGCCGCCAUUCUCAAGGCCCGCACCGACCUCGAGUCGCACGCCAUCGAGGGCAGUUCUACCGCCCAGGUCGUCUCUUUCAUCACCUUUGUCCAGGACCUCAAGCGCAAGGUCGAGACCUGGGGUCCCGAGAUUGAGCAGUUUUCCGCUGGUCAAAAAACCCUCGAACGCCAGCGCUACACUUUCCCCUCGGACUGGCUGUAUGUCGACCAGAUCCAGGGCGAAUGGAGUGCCUUCUCUGAACUCCUUAAGCGCAAGGACGACUCGAUCAAGGAGCAGGUCGCUGGCCUGCAGCUGAAGAUUGUCGCCGAGGACAAGGUCGUCGACGGCCGCAUCCGCGACUUUGUUGCCGAGUGGGAAGCCAACAAGCCCCUCCAGGGUAACAUCAAGGCCGACAUGGCGAUCAACACGCUCAAUGCGUUCGAGGCCCGUCUCACCCAGCUCCACGACGAUUAUGGUCUCAUUUGCCGUGCCAAGGAGGCCCUCGAUCUCGAGCAGUCCAAGGACGAGCGUCUCCAGCCCGUCACUGAGGAACUCCGUGACCUCAAGACUGUCUGGACUGCCCUCACAGGUAUCUGGGGCCGUCUCAACCAGCUCCGUGAGAUGCUGUGGUCGGCCGUCCAGCCCCGCAAGCUGCGCCAGGAACUCGACAGCAUUCUCGCCUCGACUCGCGACCUGCCCAGUCGUAUGCGCCAGUACGCCGCAUUUGAGUUUGUACAGGAAACCGUCCGCUCGCUCCUCAAGUCGAACAUUCUCAUCAGCGAGCUCAAGUCGGAGGCGCUCCGUGAGCGCCACUGGUCCAAGCUCUAUAAGGGUCUCCGCCUGCCUGCCGGCCACAAUCCCCUGUCGAUGACUCUUGGCCAGGUCUACGACCUCGACCUCCAAAAGAACCAGGUUGUCAUCAAGGACAUUGUCACCCAGGCCCAGGGUGAGAUGGCUCUGGAGGAAUUCCUCAGGCAGGUCCGCGAAACUUGGACUUCCUACACGCUUGACUUGGUAAACUACCAGAACAAGUGCCGCCUGAUCAAGGGCUGGGACGAGCUGUUCAACAAGUGCGGCGAGCAUCUCAACUCGCUGCAGGCCAUGAAGCUCUCGCCUUACUACCGCGUCUUUGAGGAGGAGGCUGCGUCGUGGGAGGAGAAGCUCAACCGUGUGCAUGUGCUGUUCGAUGUCUGGAUCGACGUCCAGCGUCAGUGGGUAUACCUGGAGGGCAUCUUCUCGGGAUCGGCCGACAUCAAGCACCUUCUCCCAGUCGAAAGCUCGCGUUUCCAGAACAUCAACUCGGAGUUCCUCUCGGUCAUGAAGAAGGUGUACAAGUCGCCGUUCGUUCUCGACGUGCUCAACAUCCCGGGCAUUCAGAAGAACCUGGAGCGACUCGCCGACCUUCUCACCAAAAUCCAAAAGGCUCUCGGCGAGUACCUCGAAAAGGAGCGUUCGUCGUUCCCUCGCUUCUACUUUGUCGGUGACGAGGACCUGCUCGAAAUUAUCGGUAACAGCAAGGACAUUCACCGUGUCAUGAAGCACCUCAAAAAGAUGUUUGCCGGUAUCUCGAUUCUCCACCUCGACGAGGAGGCUACCCAGAUCCUGGCCUUUGCCUCGCGCGAGGGUGAAGAGGUUGCUUUCCGCCAGCCCAUCAUGCUCAAGGACUACCCCAAGAUCAACGACUGGCUCGCCAAGAUUGAGUCUGAGAUGCGCCUCUCGCUCGCCGCUCUACUGUUCUCGGCGGUCAAGGACCUGAAAGAGAUCUUCCGUGUGGACGCCGAACUCGUUCCCGAGGGACUUCUUCAAUGGAUCGGUGCCUUCCCUGCCCAGCUGGUAGUCUUGGCCGUCCAGAUUGCUUGGACCGAACUCGUCGAGAUGAGCAUGACCAACAAGAACCUCAAGAGUGCCCUGGAGCUCGUGUCGCGCAUGCUGGACCUCCUCGCCGACACUGUCCUGCAGGACAUUCCCGUCCUUCAGCGCCGCAAGUGCGAGCACCUCAUUACCGAGCUCGUUCACCAGCGUGACGCUAUUCGUGCGCUCAUUGCCUCGGGUACCAACACUGUUGACAGCUUCGACUGGCUGUACUACAUGCGUUUCUACCUGAACGAAUCCGUGGACGACCCGCUUGCUCGCCUCGAGGUCCGCAUGGCCGACGCCGUCUUCCCUUACGGCUACGAGUACCUCGGUAUCCCCGACCGCCUCGUCCAGACCCCGCUCACCGACCGCUGCUACCUCACUCUCACUCAGGCUCUCGACAACCAGCUCGGUGGCUCACCCUUCGGUCCUGCCGGUACCGGUAAGACCGAGUCGGUCAAGUCUCUUGGUGUGCAGCUUGGUCGCUUCGUCCUCGUUUUCUGCUGUGACGAGACAUUCGACUUCCAGGCCAUGGGCCGUAUCUUUAUUGGUCUCUGCCAAGUCGGCGCCUGGGGCUGCUUUGACGAGUUCAACCGUCUCGAGGAGCGUAUCCUGUCGGCUGUCUCGCAGCAGGUCCAGAGCAUCCAGCAGGGUCUCGCCUUGGCCGUCACCGACCCGGACGUCCAGGUCGAGCUUGUGGGCAAGAAGCUCAAGAUCAACUCGCGUACCGGUAUCUUCAUCACCAUGAACCCCGGCUAUGCUGGUCGUUCCAACCUCCCUGACAACCUCAAGAAGCUCUUCCGUAGCAUGGCCAUGACGCGUCCCGACCAGGAGCUCAUUGCCCAGGUGCUCCUCUUCUCCAAGGGCUUCCGCACGGCCGAAGUCCUUGCGUCCAAGAUUGUCCCCUUCUUCAACCUCUGCUCGGAGCAGCUCUCUGCCCAGCCGCACUACGACUUUGGCCUGCGUGCCCUCAAAUCGGUGCUUGCAAGCGCCGGUAUCCUCAAGCGCGACCGUCACCUCAGCACUGCUGCCGAUGACGACACCCCUGACGACAUUACCGAGCAGCAGAUCAUGAUCCAGAGUGUCAUGGAGACAAUUGUGCCCAAGCUUGUGGCCGACGAUGUCCCUCUCCUUCGCGCCCUCGUCGAGGACGUCUUCCCUGGCGUCGCCUACGUCCCUGUCGACCUGAACAUUCUCAAGGCCAAGAUUUCCGAGGUCUGUGCCGAGCGCCGCCUCGUUGUUGGUGAUGCCUGGCUCGACAAGGUCAUCCAGCUGUACCAGAUUCAAAACAUCAGCCAUGGUCUCAUGAUGGUUGGUCCUUCUGGUUCCGGAAAGUCGCAGGCCUGGCAGGUUCUGCUUGCCGCUCUCGAGCGCGUCGAUGGUGUCGAGGGUGCCUCGUAUGUCAUCGACCCCAAGGCCAUUGACAAGGAGGCCCUCUACGGUACCCUUGACCCGACAACGCGCGAGUGGAACGACGGUCUGUUCACCCACAUUCUGCGCAAGAUUGUGGACAAUGUCCGCGGAGAGACUGCCAAGCGCCACUGGAUCAUCUUUGACGGCGAUGUCGACCCCGAAUGGGUUGAGAACCUCAACUCGGUCCUUGACGACAACAAGCUCCUCACGCUGCCCAACGGUGAACGUCUCAACCUCCCGCCCAACGUUCGCGUCAUGUUCGAGGUUGAGCACCUCCGCUACGCCACUCUUGCCACUGUCUCUCGUUGCGGUAUGAUCUGGUUCAGCGAGGAGGUUAUCGAUGUCGACAUGCUCUGCCGCCACCACCUGAACCUUCUCGCCACUGAGCCCAUUAGCGCCAGUGACGAGGACGUUCUUGAGUACGGCGCCGACGCUGCGGCACAGCAGAUGGAGACCCAGCGCGCUGUCGUGUCCAUUCUCGAGCCCUUCUUUGCCUCUGAUGGUCUUAUCCACGGUGCCCUCGAGUUCGCGGCCAAGUCGGAGCACAUCAUGGACUUCACUGCGGUCCGUGCUAUCAACACGCUCUUCUCGCUCCUCAAGGCCACCAGCCGCAACAUUAUCGAGUACAAUGUCCGUCACAGCGACUUCCCUCUCCCGGCCGAUAAGGUCGACGCCUACGUCAAGCGCCGUCUGUUGCUCAACGUCAUUUGGUCGUUUGUCGGCGACAGCCGUCUCGAGCUUCGUGCCGAGCUUGGCGAGCAGCUUCGCCUCACCUCUGGUAUCGAGACUCCCACCAUGGUGCCCGGCACCUCCCUCAUCGACUAUGAUGUCAACGUUGCCACUGCCGAGUGGAUCUCGUGGCAGUCGCGUGUUCCCACCAUCGAAGUUGAGACACACGCUAUCACCUCGGCCGACGUGGUCAUCCCCACCGUCGACACUGUUCGCCACGAGGAGGUGCUCUACAGCUGGCUGGCCGAACACAAGCCGCUCAUCCUCUGUGGUCCUCCUGGUUCGGGUAAGACCAUGACGCUCUUCAGCGCCCUCCGCAAGCUGAGCAACCUCGAGGUUGUCGGUCUCAACUUUUCAAGCGCCACCACUCCCGAGCUCAUUCUCAAGACGUUUGAGCAGUACUGCGAGUACCGCAAGACCCCCAACGGCGUUGUUCUCGCCCCCACCCAGAUCGGCCGCUGGCUUGUUGUCUUCUGCGACGAAAUCAACCUGCCCGCGACGGACAAGUACGGUACUCAGCGCGUCAUUUCGUUCAUUCGACAGCUCAUGGAGCGCAACGGCUUCUGGCGUUCGUCUGACCUUUCGUGGGUCACCCUCGAGCGUAUCCAGUUUGUCGGCGCGUGCAACCCGCCCACCGACCCUGGCCGUGUCCCUCUCUCUCACCGUUUCAUGCGCCACGCUCCCGUCGUCAUGGUUGACUACCCCGGCGAGAUUUCGCUCAAGCAGAUCUACGGCACCUUUAACCGUGCGCUCCUCAAGGUCGUGCCCAACCUGCGUGGUCACUCGGACUCGCUUACCGACGCCAUGGUCGCAUUCUACAUGGCCUCGCAGAAGCGGUUCACUGCCGACGUCCAGGCGCACUACAUCUACUCGCCUCGUGAGCUCACCCGCUGGGCUCGUGGUAUCUAUGAGGCCAUCAAGCCACUCGAGACCCUCUCGCUUGAGGGACUUGUGCGCGUUUGGGCACACGAAGGUCUUCGUCUCUUCCAGGACCGUCUCGUCGCUGAGAACGAGAAGAAGUGGACUGACGAGGUGCUCGACGAGACUGCCAUCCGCCACUUCCCCAGCGCCAACGUCUCCGAGGCGCUCGUUCGCCCCAUUCUCUACUCCAACUGGACCUCCAAGAACUACAUUCCUGUCGAUCGUGAGCAGUUGCGUGAAUACACCAAGGCACGCCUCAAGGUCUUCCACGAGGAGGAGCUGGAUGUUCCCCUCGUCCUGUUCAACGAUGUGCUCGACCACGUCCUGCGUAUCGACCGUGUGUUCCGCCAGAUCCAGGGCCACUUGCUCCUUAUCGGUGUCUCUGGUGGUGGUAAGACGACGCUGUCGCGCUUCGUGGCUUGGAUGAACGGCCUGAGCAUCUUCCAGAUCAAGGUCUCAAACAAGUACACUGGUGCCGACUUUGACGACGACCUGCGCACUGUCCUCCGCCGCGCUGGUUGCAAGGGCGAGAAGAUUUGUUUCAUCAUGGACGAGUCGAACGUUCUUGACGCCGGUUUCCUUGAACGCAUGAACACGCUCCUUGCCAACGCCGAGGUUCCUGGUCUCUUUGAAGGCGACGAGCACGCCGCGCUCAUGACCGCGUGUAAGGAGGGCUCGCAGCGUGACGGUCUCAUGCUCGACUCUCACGAGGAGCUGUACCGCUGGUUCACUCAGCAGGUCGCUCGCAACCUCCACGUCGUGUUCACGAUGAACCCUCCCGCCAACGGUCUUGCAACCCGUGCAGCCACCUCGCCUGCCCUGUUCAACCGUUGUGUUCUUGACUGGUUUGGUGACUGGUCCGACCAAGCGCUCUACCAGGUCGGCUACGAGUUCACGUCGACCCUCGAUCUCGACUCGUCGACGGCCUACCAUGCUCCCCAGCAGUUCCCUGUCGCCUACCGCGACCUUACGAUCCCUCCCAACCAUCGCCAGGCUGUCAUCAACGCCAUGGUCUACGUCCACCAGUCGAUGCAGGCCAUUACGGCCAAGCUCGCCAAGCGCCAGGGCAAGUACAACCACAUCACGCCCCGCCACUUCCUGGACUUCAUCAACCACUACGUCCGUCUCUUCACCGAGAAGAAGGAGGAUCUCGAGGAGCAGCAGCGCCAUCUCAACGUCGGUCUUGACAAGCUCCGCGCCACCGUCACACAGGUCGAGGAGCUGCGCCACAGCCUUGCUGCCAAACGCUCGCAACUCCAGUCCAAGAAUGCCGAGGCCAACCUCAAGCUCCGCCAAAUGGUCGCCGAUCAGCAGGAGGCUGAGGCCAAGAAGGCUGCGUCGGUUGAGAUUCGCGCAGCGCUUGAAGAACAGGACGCGUACAUUCAGCAGCGUUCGGAGAUUGUCCGUGAGGACCUUGCUCAGGCCGAGCCCGCCGUGCUUGAUGCCCUCGCCGCCGUCAGCAACAUCAAGAAGCAGCACCUGUCCGAAGUGCGUUCAAUGGCAAACCCUCCCGAGGCCGUCAAGAUGGCCAUGGAGUCGGCGUGCACGGUGCUUGGUCAUCAGGUCGAAAACUGGAAGUCGGUGCAGAGCAUCAUCCGUCGCGACGACUUUAUCUCGAGCAUCCAGAACUUUGACACUCAAAAGAUGACCAAGACCAUUCGCGACCGCAUGAUGCGCGAGUACAUCAGCCGCCCGGCCUUCAACUUUGAGACUGUCAACCGCGCCUCGCGCGCAUGUGGUCCCCUCGUGCAGUGGGUGAUUGCCCAGGUUCGCUUCUCGGAGAUUCUCGACAAGGUUGCGCCUCUUCGCGAGGAGGUUGCUUCGCUCGAGGAGCAGGCCGAGACCACCAAGCAGCAGGCGGCGAUUGUUGAGGAGACUGUUGCUGAGCUCGAAGACUCGAUUGCCGGUUACAAGGAAGAGUACGCUCUCCUUAUUUCCGAGACUCAGUCGAUCAAGAGCGAGAUGGACCGUGUCCAGAGCAAGGUGGACCGCAGCAUGACGCUACUCCAGAGCCUGUCCUCUGAGCAGUCGCGUUGGGACGCUGGCAGCAAGACAUUCGAGACCGAGAUGGGCACCAUUGUCGGCGACGUCCUCAUUUCGGCCGCGUUCCUCGCCUACUCGGGCUUCUUCGACCAGCACUACCGCGACACCAUGCGCAACACCUGGAUGGAGCACCUGUCCGAGGCCAGUAUCCGAUUCAAGACCGACCUCGCUCUGGCCGAGUUCUUGUCCACAGCGGACGAGCGUCUCGCGUGGCAGUCCAACUCGCUGCCUGCCGACAGCCUGUGUGUCGAGAAUGCGGUCAUGCUCAAGCGAUACAACCGCUACCCUCUCAUUGUUGACCCCACGGGCCAGGCGACCGCGUUCCUGCAGAACGAGUACCGCGACCGCAAGAUUACCGUCACCAGCUUCCUGGACGAGGCAUUCCUCAAGAACCUCGAGAGUGCUCUGCGUUUCGGAAACCCGCUGCUCAUCCAGGACGUCGAGAACCUCGACCCCAUUCUCAACUCGGUUCUCAACCGCGAGCUUCGCCGUACCGGUGGUCGUGUGCUCAUCCGCAUUGGUAACCAGGACAUUGACUUUUCGCCGUCGUUCACGAUGUUCCUCUCUACGCGCGACCCGUCUGUUGAGUUCUCGCCGGACAUCUGCUCGCGUGUCACCUUUGUCAACUUUACCAUGACCCGUGGCUCGCUUCAGACACAGGCUCUUGACAAGGUCCUCAAGGUCGAGCGCCCCGAGAUCGACCAGAAGCGUACCGACCUGAUGAAGCUCCAAGGCGAGUUCCGUCUCCGUCUGCGCCACCUCGAGCGUGCGCUCCUGCAGGCUCUCAACGAGUCGACUGGCAGCAUUCUCGACGACGACAAGGUCAUCGAGACCCUUGAAGUGCUCAAGAAGGAGGCCGCCGAGGUCACACGCAAGGUCGAGGACACGGACGUUGUGAUGAAGGAGGUCGAGAACGUCACUGCCGAGUACCUGCCUCUUGCUUCGGCGUGUAGCAGCAUCUACUUUACACUCGAGCAGCUUGCGACUGUCAACCACUUUUACCAGUUCUCGCUCGACUACUUCCUUGACAUCUUUGACUAUGUCCUCCACCACAACCCGAACCUCAAGGGCGUCACCGACCUCGACGCGCGCAAGGACACGCUCCUCAACGACCUCUUCCUCGUCACCUACCGCCGUACGUCUCGUUCGCUCUUGCAUGCCGACUACAUGGUUCUGGCCACGACCCUCGCCAAGCUCCGCAUUUCGCGUGGUGACUUUGGCAGCGCACUCCAGGACGAGAUUGACACUCUACUCGAGGUUCCCUCGGGCCAGGAUGGUGACCAUGCGCACGUUACUCUUGAGCAACGCCGUAUCCUCGACAGCCACCUUGGCCAUGAGACAAGCAAGGCCCUCGAGGCCCACAUCGCGUCCAAUGCUGCCGAGUGGCUGGCCUUCAUGUCGUCCCCCGAGGCCGAGCGCAAUGUACCCUGGGCAUGGGCGGAGGCGGACAAUAUUAUCACCGCUGCCCGCCGUCUCGUCCUCGUCAAGCUGUUCCGCCCCGACCGCAUGGUCCAGGCUCUGGCGCAGUUUGCCGACAAGGCCUUUGACACCGACCUCGCAUCGCAGUCCGAGUACGACUUGGGCGACAUUGUCCAGAACCAGGUCAAGCCCACCAACCCGCUGGCCCUGGCCUCGGCGCCUGGCUAUGAUGCCUCGUACCGCAUCGAGAACCUCUGCCGCACCCUCGGUGUCAAGUGGACUUCGGUGGCCAUGGGUUCCGUCGAAGGCUUCACCCUCGCGGACCAGGCAAUCGCCAAUGCUGCCCGUACUGGCUCUUGGGUGCUACUCAAGAACGUUCACCUUGCCCCCGGAUGGCUCGCCCAGCUCGAGAAGCGUCUCCACAGCUUAUCGCCCGCCAUGGGCUUCCGCCUCUUCCUCACGAUGGAGACCAACCCGGUCAUCCCGGUCAACAUUCUUCGCCAGUCGCGCAUUAUCAUGAACGAGCCUCCCCCCGGUAUCCGUGCCAACCUGCUCGACACGCUGCGUGGUCUGCCCACGGCCCGCCUCUCCACUGGCCCUGCCGAAAAGGCUCGUCUGCUCUUCCUCCUCGCAUGGCUCCACGCCGUCGUCCAGGAGCGUCUGCGCUACCUGCCCCUCGGCUGGUCCAAGAGCUACGAGUUUAACGACUCGGACUUUGACGCCGCUUUCAAGACGAUCGACUCUUGGAUCAACUCGCUCGCCAAGGGCAAGGCGAACGUUGACCCGGGACAAAUUCCUUGGGUUGCCCUGCGUACCCUCAUCAAGCAGGCCGUGUAUGGUGGUCGCGUCGACUCGGACUAUGACCAGCGUGUCCUCGAUGCGUUUGUCGACGCCAUCUUCACGCCUCGCGCUUAUGACCCGGACUUUGCUCUCGUCAACCUUCCCGAGAACCCCCUCAUCGUCCCCGACGGCACGCAGAUGUCCCAGUUCAUUGCCUGGGCCCACGCCCUCCCCGAGAACGAGCCGCCUUCGUGGCUCAGCCUGCCUGGUACCGCCGAGCGCGUCAUUGCCGCUGCCCAGGGUAACGCGACGGUCGUCAAGCUUCGCAAGAUGCGCACGACUGACGAUGACGAGGACGACAUCAAUCCGACUGUCGCUGCCAACGAAGGCCGCCCGGCCUGGAUGACCACCCUCAAGGCCAACGCCGAGGAGUGGCUGGAGGCGCUGCCCAAGACCCUUUCGACGCCGCCCACAGUGUUGGACCCCCUGUCGCGUUUCUUUGGCCGCGAGGCAUGGACUGGCCGUCUCCUGCUCCAACGUGUGCGCAAGGACCUCUCGGACCUGGUCCAUGUGUGCGACGGCAGCAUGAAGCAGACCAACGAGCUUCGUGCGCUGCUCACGGACCUGAACCGUGGCAACGUGCCGCCACACUGGGCCAAGUUCAAGAUGCCGCGUGGUACCUCUGUCAACCAGUACAUUGCCGACCUCGUUGCUCGUCUUGCUCAACUGGAACGAAUUGCAACCCAGGGUGCUACCGGCGGCAACGGCAUUUGGCUCGGUGGCCUGUUCCAGCCCGAGGCAUACAUUACCGCCACUCGCCAAGCCGCGGCGCACGCCCAAGGGUGGUCGCUCGAACAGCUGGCCCUUAGUCUCAAGAUUGAAGAACCUACCGCUGUCGCGGACGGAUUCGUUAUUGAAGGGCUCAAGCUUCACGGUGCCUCUUGGGGCGAGGGCAAGAUUGUUCUCAACGACGGCCAGGUCGUCGCACUUGGUCCAUCGCAGCUCGUGUGGACUCGUCGGGACAUGGGUGAAACGCUGUCCGCUGCCGCGGAGGCCGGUACGGUCAACCUGCCCGUGUACCUGAACGGUGACCGGUCAGAGGUGCUGUUCAGUGCCGACCUGGUGGCCGACGUGGCGGGAUCGGUUGUGGCCGAACGCGGCGCCUGUGUGACGGCAGUGUAG